Messenger RNA from Protopterus annectens (West African lungfish), 2789 nucleotides. RefSeq lists its product as uncharacterized. Bases 1 to 2745 code for a protein of 914 amino acids. NCBI's taxonomy places the organism in Eukaryota, Metazoa, Chordata, Ceratodontiformes, Protopteridae. The record is from RefSeq and is a predicted model, not a curated record. The transcript has 13 exons.
AUGAUACAUGCUAUAACCUGUUUAUUGUCUUCUCUUGCAGAAUCCUAUUCUGGAUCAACAGAUAAUACUUCCUGUGAAACUACACUAGCAGGAAACAUUGCUUUCAACGGAAUUGCUUCAGGGAGCAGUAAAUAUUCCAAUGGAGAUCCUAACAAUGCUAUUGAUGGAUGCAAAGCGACCAACUUCAGUUUCAACUCCUGUUCUCAUACUCGGAAUGAUAGUGCCUCCUGGUGGAUGCUUGAUCUGAAGGCAGAUUUUAAUAUUUGUGCAGUAGCUGUAACCAAUAGGGGAGACUGCUGUCCACAGCGUAUCAUUGGAAGUCAAAUUCAUAUUGGGAACUUUCAGGAAAACAAUGGAAUUUUGAAUCCAAGCUGCGGAACAAUCUCAUCUCUUAGUGCUGGAGCAACAAUAAUGUUUGACUGCAGUGUCAUGGAAGGUCAGUUUAUCACAAUUAACAUUCCAGGCCGUGCAGAGUAUCUGACACUCUGUGAAGUGCAAGUACUACAAUGUCCACCUUUAACAUCUGGUCAGACACUGGAUGUUGUUUUCAGCCCUGGAAAUAAUGUAAACCAAGCAAAUUGUUCAGUGGAACAGUCAACAUUUGAACAAACUACAGAGCACACAACUCAACCAAUGACCACAGCUACCCAAAAUAUCACAACUACCCAAAAGACUGUGUCUAUCCAAAACAUCAUAACUGCCCAAAAUACAACUACCCAAAACAUCAUAGCUACCCAAGAUACCAUAACUACAGAAGUUGACAUAAAGUUGUCAACAUCAGAGUCUACAGGAUGGAGUAACCUUGUCACCAAAGGAAACUUCUUUGAAGUGCAUCUGAUUAAAGAGAAAAGGACAUGGAAACAGGCCCUGCUCUACUGUCAUAACAGCUACGGAUGCCUUGUUACUGUGACCAGUGAUGACAUUCAAAAGGCUGUGGAGGCCAUUGUUAAUAAUGCCAGUACAUCUGGUGUGUGGAUUGGACUUCAUAAGCAUUGGCUUCAAGAUCAGUGGAUGUGGACCAAUGGAGAACCCUAUAAGUACAACAAGUGGAACAAAGGGGAGCCCAACAAUCCUGCAACAGAACGAUGUGGAAUGAUAGUUAUGGUCAACACAAGAGGAGAUGAUGGCGAUCUUGACUUGCAGAUUAAAGAAACUGAAUGGCAACUUAGACUCACUGCCAGGGUGAAACCUGGCAUUAAUGAUAGUAUUUCCAUCUCAACUAAGAGUAUGGCGGAGGUGCUGCCAGCAUUGACAGAUAUAGAUCAAUGUGGUUUUGUGGAGGGGAUGCAAACAUAUGAGAACAUUAAUAGAACAAUCACAGUUCAAAGGGAAUCAGAGUGUGAGAAAAUACUGGUGUCAGAAAAGGCAAGAGCACAGCAAAGUAGAAGUGACCAGAGAGCUAGUGACAGUGACUACGACAGACCUCCACUCUCCGCAAAAGCUGUCAUCGCUGAAGUACAAGCUGCUAGUGCUUCUCGCCACUUUUUCGCUCAACCACAGACAUGGAGGAGCAAAAAUGACGGCCUCUCCUAUAGCUUCUGCAAAAGGGAGAUAAAGCAGUACUUCACUGUGAGAAAUGCCAAAAUGUUAGCGCUGGAGUCCGAUUCUGGAUCCACCGUUAAUCCUUUCUGUGCAGUCCCUGCAAGAGCAAACAUUGCUUUGAAUGGAAAUGCUUCACAGAGCAGUACUUAUGAUAACUACGAACCUAUCAAGGCCAAUGAUGGAUGCAUAAAUGCCAACUUCAGUUUGCAAUCCUGUGCUCAUACAGAUAAUAAUUACAACCCCUGGUGGAUGCUAGACCUGAAGGCAUAUUUUAAUAUUUGUGCAGUAGCUGUGACCAACAGAGGAGACUGCUGUCCAGAGCGAAUUAAUGGAGCACAAAUCCAUAUUGGGAACUGUUCUGAAAAUAAUGGAACUUUUAAUCCAAGCUGUGGAACUAUCUCAUCUCUUAGUGCUGGAGCAACAAUAAUGUUUGACUGCAGUGUUAUGGAAGGUCAGUUCAUCACAAUUAACAUUCCAGGACGUGCAGAGUAUCUCACACUCUGUGAAGUACAAGUACUACAAUGUCCAUCUUUGAUUUCUGGUCAACCUCUCAGUACUGGAAAUAAUGCAAACCAAGCAAGCCAUCCAGUGGUACAGCUAACAUCUGUGGAAACUACAAAAUACACAACUCAACAAAUGACCACGGCUACCAAAAAUAUCGUAACUACAGGAGAGCACACAAAGUCUACAACAAAAGCAAUGACAACUAUAAUGCACACCAUGGAAAGACAGACUGCAAAGGCCACAACACAGGCUGUACAAGUCACUACAGCUGCUGAGAUGACCAUGCAAAGGAAAACAGGAACAGCACAGCAGACUGAGUCUACUGAGUGGAAUAACUCAGUUACCAAAGAAAAAUCCUUUGGAUUGCAUCUAAUUAAAGAGAACAAAACAUGGAAACAGGCCUUAGUCCACUGUUGUGACAAGAACAGAUGCCUGGUUAGUGUGGCCAGUGAUGACAUCCAAAAGGCUGUGGAGGCCAUUGUUAAUAAUGCCAGUACAUCUGGUGUGUGGAUUGGACUUCACAAGCAUUGGCUUCAAGAUCAGUGGAUGUGGACCAAUGGAGAACCCUAUAAGUACAACAAGUGGAACAAAGGGGAGCCCAGCAGUCCUGCCACAGAACGAUGUGGGAUGAUGUAUGCCAACAACUAUACAUGGAAUGAUGAAUACUGCUUUAAGCGUUUAAACUUUAUUUGUGUUUAAGAAAGAAUAAACUGCUAAUCUUGGAUGCUUUCAUGGCUAACAGC